UUGUGCAUUGAACCCAAACCGAGGGGAAAAGAGACAAAAAGAUGGAAGUAUUUCAAGCAUUCCACAUGAAAGGAGGAGUAGGGGAAACCAGUUAUGCAAAAAACUCAUUUGUUCAGCUGAACCUAAUCCGCAUGACAAAACCAAUCUGGGUGCAAGCCAUAACCAAACUGAUCAACUACUACAGCACAUUCCCGACAACCUUGGCAAUGGCAGACUUAGGUUGCUCUUCAGGACCUAAUACUUUAUAUGUUGUCUCUGAACUCAUAAAACUGGUGGACAAGAUGCGCCAAGAGCUGGGCUGUCAAUCGCCGGAAUAUCAAGUCCUCUUGAGUGACCUUCCAGGGAAUGACUUCAAUUCAGUUUUUAGUUCCCUUGCUGGUUUCCAGGAGAAACUCAAGAAAGAGAUAGGGAGCGGUAGUGGACCAUGCUUUUUUUCAGGGGUCCCUGGUUCUUUCUAUGACAGGCUUUUCCCCAGCAAGAGCCUCCAUUUUGUGCACUCUUCCUAUAGCCUCCAUUGGCUAUCUCAGGUUCCAAAAGGGCUGGAAACCAACAAAGGGAGCAUUUCCGUUUCCAGCAGCAGUCCUCCAGCUCCUUUCAAUAACCGCGUAGCAUUAAACAAGUUGAAGUAUAUUGAUUCACCCCUCGUCAAAGGAACCCAUCACAAUUAUUAUCCAAGUAGAUUGCUUUGCUUCUCGUUAAUAGCUUACAUGUAGCUUUCUCAAAGUCCGCAUUUUGCAUCUUGGUGAGAGUCCUCCUUCCACUCUCUGUUCUUUUUCUUUUUUCUGGCCAUCUUUUCAUAAAGAGGGGUUUAAAACUUUGAUGGUAUCAUCUCUGUAAAUAUGCUCUGUCAGCAGAUAAAUGUAAAAGAAACAAAAGCAAGAAACCAGCAGAGUCUUUGUUUUUACUUCAGAAACUUACUCUUCAUGCAAAAAUUGUAACAUCAAAGUGUUAUUAACAAAUACAUCAUGAUACCGUUU
Messenger RNA from Rubroshorea leprosula, 977 nucleotides. Lineage: Eukaryota; Viridiplantae; Streptophyta; Magnoliopsida; Malvales; Dipterocarpaceae. The record is from the annotation of a GenBank genome assembly.